UCUGGGGCAUCGGGGCACGAGCGAAAUAUAUCGACGUGCGCGGAGAAAGGUGGAGUCGACUGCAGAACUGGCAAAGAGCUGGACCCAGCCUCCAACUCCCUAUCCGCUCCACAAUCCCAACGGGCUUGCAAGGAACGUGCUCGGUUGUGAAACGCAUCGUCGCAUGCGGUUCACCGAGGUGCGGGCUGAGACGAGACAUCGAUUCACCGGUCCCUCGUACCUCCGCCAAUCAUGCAGUUGCCGAGACCAGAAAGGAGAGGCGUAGAAAAGGGGAGCCAACGUAAACGCCUGCGUGUGUCUGUCCGCAUGCGCCUCCCCUCCAUUUUUCGCCUCGGAUGGCAAGGCAGAACCUCGUUAAUUCUACCAACCAUUUGCUCCUCGGGCCCGAUUUGCCUCGCCGUCGUUGAAGCAGAGGCAGCCAGGCCACGUCAUCUCUUCGGGCCACAUCGGCCGCCUUGCCGGCAAAGCCUUACCAUCCCUGCCCGCUGCAGCCUUGAAUCCGGCAUGUGCCCCGGAAUAGAUUGCAGUUGCAUCAGGAGGCCAACCUGCCGCUUUCGUAACCGGUCGUCUGCAGGUCUCGCCGCAGCUAUUCUGGGAUUCGGUCCGAUUGCGACCAAAGGAAGUUCCCCGAUCUGCAGGCCGAAACGCCCUGAAUGCGCCAGGCAAAUUGAGGCCUUUCUAAUGUCUCAACAUUUGACGUAAUCAAAACCUGCGGCCAGGCAGACAUGGAUCCAAAUCCUGUGGCCGAAAGGAAGCACCGUGGCGGGCAGGGCGGGGGCAAUGGGCGAGGGGAGAAGAG
Messenger RNA from Parathielavia appendiculata, 799 nucleotides. RefSeq lists its product as uncharacterized. Bases 232 to 702 code for a protein of 156 amino acids. The record is from RefSeq and is a predicted model, not a curated record. Lineage: Eukaryota; Fungi; Ascomycota; Sordariomycetes; Sordariales; Chaetomiaceae. The transcript is spliced from 3 exons.